CUUUGAGCUCUCUAUACCCUUUGCCAGUUCUCUUCUCAGACAUUCAAGAAACAGAGAGACAGCAACAUGGACUUCCUUUGGGUUGUUACAGUCACUAUUUGUUUUAUGCCAGUUUUUCAUCUAGCAGAAUCUUCCACUGCUCAUUAUGACAAGAUUUUGACCCACAGUCGAAUCAGGGCACGUGAUCAAGGGCCAAAUGUCUGUGCUCUCCAGCAAGUUAUGGGAACCAAUAAGAAAUAUUUCAGCACAUGCAGGAACUGGUACCAGGGAACCAUCUGUGGAAAGAGAGCAACUGUUUUAUAUGAAUGCUGCCCUGGCUACAUGAAGAUGGAAGGAGAACGAGGAUGUCCUGCAGUGGCUCCAAUAGAUCACAUAUUUGGCACUUUGGGCAUUAUAGGAGCUACCUCCACUCAACGUUAUUCUGAGAUGUCGAAACUGAAAGAAGAAAUUGAAGGACCUGGCUCUUACACAUUCUUUGCACCAAGCAAUGAAGCUUGGAAUCUUUUAGAUCGUGAAAUCUACAAUGGUCUGAUUGAGAAUGUAAACAUCGAACUGUAUAAUGCUCUCCACAAUCAUAUGGUAAACAGACGGAUGUUGACAAAGGACCUUCGGAAUAGCAUGACUCUGGUGUCUAUGUACAACAAUCAAAAACUGCAUAUAAAUCACUAUCCCAAUGGGGUUGUGACUGUUAAUUGUGCCAGAAUCACCCAUGGCAAUCAAAUUGCUACAAAUGGUGUUGUUCAUGUAAUUGAUCGUGUGCUAACUCCAGUUGGCAAUACCAUUCAAGACUUCAUUGAAUCUGAAGAUGAUCUUUCAUCUCUCAGAGCUGCUGCCUUUACAUCUGAUGUAAUGGAAACUUUAGGGAAGCCCGGGCAUUAUACACUUUUUGCACCUACUAAUGAAGCUUUUGAGAAACUUCCACGUGGAAUCUUGGAAAGAAUAAUGAGAGACAAGGUGGCUUCUGAAGCUCUGAUAAAGUUCCACAUUUUAAAUACUCUUCAGUGUUCUGAAGCCAUCAUGGGUGGUGCAGUCUUUGAGACCUUGGAAGGGAAUACAAUUGAAAUUGGCUGUGAUGGUGAAAGCUUGUCAAUCAAUGGAGUCAAAAUGGUGAACCGAAAAGAUAUUGUGACAAGUAAUGGUGUCAUUCAUCUCAUAGAUCAAGUGCUUAUUCCUGAUUCUGCUAAACAAGUUAUGGAACUUGCUGGCCCCCACCAAGCUACCUUCAAGGACUUGGUAGCUCAGCUUGGCUUGGCUGCAUCUCUACGACCAGAAGAAGAAUAUACCCUGCUAGCUCCAUUGAAUAGGGCUUUUUCUGAUGAUACUUUAAAUAUGGAUCAGAGAAUCCUUAAACUGAUGCUGCAGAAUCACAUUUUGAAAGUGAAAGUUGGCUUGAAUGAUCUCUACAAUGGACAAUUCUUGGAAACACUAGGAGGAAAGAAACUAAGAGUAUUUAUAUAUCGAACAGCUGUGUGUAUUGAAAAUUCAUGCAUGAUUCGAGGAAGCAAAGAGGGAAGAAAUGGAUUUAUCCAUAUUUUUAGGCAAAUAAUCAAACCAGCAGAAAGAACUCUGCAUGAAGUAUUGAGAUCUGACAAACGAUUCAGCACUUUCCUUAGUCUUCUGGAAGCUGCAGGCUUAGAAGAGGUUCUGUCCCAGCCUGGUGAUUGGACUUUCUUUAUUCCAACAAAUGAGGCUUUCAAAGGCUUGACUGAACAGGAGAAAGAAAUUCUGAUAAGAGACCAAAACGCUCUUAGGAACAUUUUGCUUUAUCAUUUGAUACAAGGAGUUUUCAUUGCAAGUGGAAUUGAACCUGGUGUGACUAGCAUUCUUAAAACUAUCCAAGGUGGCAAACUAUAUUUGAAAAUGAUAAAUGACACUCUGCUAGUAAAUGAACUGAAAUCAACAGAAUCUGAUCUCAUGGCAACUAAUGGUGUGAUUCAUGUCAUAGACAAGCUUCUAUAUCCUGCAGAUAUGCCAGUUGGAAAUGAUCAGCUCCUUGCAAUUCUCAGAAAAUUGAUUAAGUACAUUCAGAUCAAGUUUAUCCAUGGUAGCACGUUUAAAGAAAUUCCACUAACAUUUUACAAUAUUAAAACGAUUACAAGGGUAGUUGGUGGUCCCACAAUUCGAAAGGAGAUUGAAGUGCCAUCUAUUACAAAGUUCACCAAAGUGAUUGAAGGGGAGCCAGAAUUUAAGCUGGUCAGGGAAGGAGAGACAAUAACUAAAGUGAUUCAUGGAGAGCCUAUAAUUAAAAAAUACACAAAAAUAAUUGAUGGGCAUCCUGUGGAAGUGACUGAAAGAGAGGUGACUGAAGAAAGAAUUAUUCAAGGCCCUGAACUGAAAUAUACUCGAAUCACUGCUGGUGGAGGAACAGAUAAUGAAGAGACUCUUAAGAAAUUGCUAGAGGAAGAGGUUACCAAGGUGACUAAACUCAUUGAAGGUGAUGGUCAUUUACUGGAUGAUGAAGAAAUCAAACAACUCCUCCAGGGAGCUGGAUCUGAGUAUACUAAAGUUACUAAAAGAGUUGAAGGACAGCCACAGAUUAUUGAAACAGAAAUAAAGAAAAUUCAUCUGGAAGACAUCCCAGUAAGAAAAGUACAGUCAUCUAGAAAGGCACAAGGAUCACUACGGAGAAGAACAAGACUUGUUCAUCCUGGCACAAGAAGACAAAAUCCAUAGAAAGAGAACUGAAAAAGCUUUGAAAAAUUGAAACAAAUUUU
Molecule: messenger RNA, 2714 nt
Organism: Notechis scutatus (mainland tiger snake)
Lineage: Eukaryota; Metazoa; Chordata; Lepidosauria; Squamata; Elapidae
Gene: POSTN
Product: periostin
Biological process (GO): extracellular matrix organization; cell adhesion
Cellular component (GO): extracellular matrix
Molecular function (GO): cell adhesion molecule binding
Source: RefSeq, a predicted model, not a curated record